GUCCGGUCUGUCUGAGGCAUGCCUAUAUUGUUUCGAAUCUCCAGCAGUUGCAUUUGCCUCCAGCCGAGACACUGCGAUUUUGCCAAAAUACUUUCGACCGUCCGCAGUUAUGCCGAAAGGGGCUUCAAUUCACUCUGAAUGAAAGUGGUCCGAUUCCUGCGUCAUACGCACACGACCGCGGCAGAGCGUCCACAUCCACCUCCACGGUUACUCAGUGAGCUGCGAGGAUGAGUGGCCUGCCCGCGCACGGAAAAAAGCAGACCACUGGCCGAGAUGACGAACGGAGGCUGUUUCCCACUUACGAGAAGAGCUCGAAUGCCGUGCCCAUCAUCCCAGGAGCUACGUUUCAUACACCCAAGAAGGAUUUGCAGAGAUUUGCGUCGUUAAGACCUGUAGACAAGAUUUCGAGCGGUCAUAGUAAUAUCCGACAAAGUGAACCGGUUCGUGCGGCUGGAAGAUCAAGAAAACUCGCUAAUCCGGAAACGAACUUGAGAGGCUAUGCGGCAAACCGUGAAAAGGGUGUCUCGCAUGUGGAGAAUUCAGAUAUCGAAGAACUGCCUCCUAGGCCUCCUAAGCGUCGGCGCCGAGACGGCUUAACUGCAAACUCGAUGGUGGAGAACGAGUCUGUGGCGACAUCACCCGUUACUCGGCGCUCACCCCGUCUGUCUUCGCCUUCUUCUUCUCUGUUAUCGGUGAAAUCAAAAAGGGGGCCUUCUGCUCAGUUAGAAGAAUACCGGGAGGUAGAGAGAAGAGUGACUUCGCAUCGGCCUCAAAACAAGCCCAGGUUUAAUCAUCAGCGGCCUUUCUCUUUUGGAGAUGAUUCCGACGAGGAUUGCUUUACACGAAAUGCCGGAAAGCAGAGGCGCUCCAUGGGGCAGAAUAUACAUGUCGAAGUGUUGUCCGACCCUGAGCGACCAGUCAAGUCUCCCAAACAUGGAGUCCUGCAAAGUGUGGAAAUUCCUCACCGGAACACUGCUUGUGAAAAGAAUUCGGUGCUGUCACCAAUUCAAACGCCAUCUGUUAUCCAUGAUCACAGGCGGCGGCUCUCAGAUGCGAGGGAGAGUCCUGAUGAACUGCAGGGUGAAGCAACCGUUGGACCUGUUCCCAAAACAUUGGACGAAGCCUGUAAGGCAGACUCCAGGAGCCCCGAAGUUGCACGUAAAACGGAAGUAGAUAUCUAUGUUCAGCCGUCGACGUCCGACAUUUGGCGAGAGGCUUCCUCAGGCCGUCCCAGACGUGAGAAGUCAAGACACAAAGACGCGGGUCCAGCGAAGACCGGUCUCCACAGCCGAUUAUUCGAAGCUUCUUUAUUCCGCUUUGGGACUGUGGAGCGACGUUCUUCUGAUGGGGGGCCCAUUGCAAUUUAUGUCAACGAUAAUGAUACUAUUGGGCUUGCUGAGCCGGACAACCAACUUGAAGGUGCAUCGAUUUCACUUCAAAAGGUUCGAGAGGUAGUUCGCGGGUUGAGCGACAGUCAUAAGAUUAGGUUGAAUCUCUCAAGCUCCUCAGGGACUGCUAGGCAGAUGGACAUAGAAUUGUCCACAAUUAAAGACAAGGACGAUCUCUGUUCCAUAUUUGCAGGGCAAGAUGUGAAAGUGCAAGAUAAGCCCGGUGAAUGGAUGGACAAGUCCUUCAAGAAAAGUAAAAAUGAAAUGCGAUCCAUUCGUUAUUCCAAUGGGGUGAAACGACCUUGCUCUGAAAAUAUUCCGGAUUCGCUCCCCCAGCCUAGGGUUGAAGUGACCAAACGCCCGAAGCUAUCUGCUUCCCUUCAGAAUGACUCUUAUAACACUACUGUCGAACCAUCAUCCACGUUGAAUCGAACUCCUUGCGACUCUCAAAACCCCCAGGCGUCUCCUGAUUUAGCAAAGGGGACUUUCGAUCCUGGCCCUCAUAGCCACCCUCCUCGAAAUGAUUCUGAUAGUGGGGUCGAAAUUCCAGUGAAGAAGUCCAUUCCAGAUUCAGCCCAUUUUCGACGGACCAGGUCCGCGAAACGCCGUGGCCCGUCAACUUUCGUCUGUAGUGAUGAUGACGACAAACAGGCCGAAAAUGGUAAGGGUGAAUCUCAGCAGAGGUCUGAUGUCGGCAACAAAAAACAGAAGUGGCAAAAACCACUUGUCUAUCCGCGCUUUGGGAAGAAAAAGGCAGAAAUCGACUAUAAUGAUCGUGAACGACUACGAGAUAAUGAGUUUUUGAAUGACAAUCUGAUCGGAUUCUACCUACGUUUCCUCGAGGAUCAUCUGCAACGCACAAAUCAGGAGGUCGCGAAGAGAGUCUAUUUCUUCAAUUCUUAUUUCUUUGCGACACUCACGAACCUACCCAAGGGGAAACGAUGUAUCAACUACGAAGCAGUUCAGAAAUGGACCCGAAAUGUCGAUAUCUUCAGUCACGACUAUGUUGUCGUUCCCAUCAAUGAAGCUGCGCAUUGGUAUGUCGCAAUAAUAUGCAACUUGCGGGGUCUGUUGCAAUCAUCUCGCGAGAAUGUGGAGUCUCGAAAACCCUCUGCCGAUGAAAAUAGACAUCCGCAGGUCGCAACUGAGAAAAGCGAUGGCCCCGAUACAUCAGAGUCCCUUGCUGAGGAGCCAGCUGCGAAUGCAAAUGAGGAGGUAACUCGCCAGUCGCUUGCUUCCAUGACUCUCUCUGACAAGGUGGCCACGGAAGCUUCUGAUAAUGCUAAGAGGGAAGUUUCCGCUGCGGACGAGGAUUGGCCCGGGGACAGCGAGAAUCAAAAUUCAUCUCCCACGGUUUUUCCGCCCCAUGAGAAUUUAAUCGAUAAAGAAAACUCCAAGGAGCAAGCUGAACCUACGGUAUUGCCACGGCAGAUCCGGAAAGGGAAGAAAAAGGGACGAAAUACGGGCGCGAUUGAUCCUUCCCAACCGACCAUUAUCACAUUUGACUCGCUUAAUUUAUCCCGCCAAUCAACAGUUAAGGCCCUUAAAGAGUAUCUUUAUGAGGAGGCCAAGUCGAAAAGGGCAGUUGAAAUCGACGUCAGUUCGAUACGUGGUUUCAAGCCUCGGGCUAUACCGUUGCAAGACAAUUACUCGGAUUGUGGGCUGUACCUGUUGGCGUACAUUGAAAAAUUUGUCCAAAAUCCGGACGCCUUCAUUAGAAAGUUACUCCUGAAAGAAACAACCUCAAGCGUUGGCUGGCCUGAUUUAAAAUCCGGGCACCUUCGCCGUCGGCUUCGCAAGUUCCUUGACGAUCUAUAUGACGAGCAGGAGCGGGUCGGCCAGAACAAGGACAAUGAGAAGAAUACCUUGGCGGAUCAGAAACAAAUUUCUUUUCUCCUAGGGCCACCUGAACCCAAUCGAUGUGAAAUUGGGGAAAGAUUAAGUCCUAAAGAAACGCCACCCAACGAUGCUCCGGAGAAGCAUGAAUCUAAGACUGACAGACUUCCCAAGCAAACUGAUCAGAAAGAGCCGCUUCUGGAAGAGCGACCAGGUACUGCUGAUCAGUCGUCGAAGGAAGUGACAACAGGCAACUCUAAUCGUACACAAGACCAAGAAACGGGCUAUACCCACAAUAUCCGGUCGGAGCCGGAGCCAGCACCGCGUCCAGAAGUCUCCGCUACAAAGCAGGUGUCCGAUCUGGAGGUCGUCGAGGUUCCUGACAGUCAAGAACCUAGCCAUGGUCAGUUGGACUCGUUAUCUCCCAAAUUCAAUCAUCAUACCAAGGCUAGCUGUCAGCCAGAUACGGUGGUUGACCUGGAAGAGAACGGUCCGGUGGGAAAGGAAGAUGCAUUCGAUAUCGAGAGAAAUGAUAAUGCUUCUGGGUCGGAAAAGAGAGCUAUUCGAGACAGCACCCCUGCACAAAAGUCGGUUGAGGUAUGCAUACCUGAGACGCCUCCAUCCUCGGAGGUUGCACAAGACUCCCCUCGGAGGAGUCCAAAAUAUUCGAAGGAUAAAAAUUAG
This is a messenger RNA of Monascus purpureus, 3908 nucleotides long. Lineage: Eukaryota; Fungi; Ascomycota; Eurotiomycetes; Eurotiales; Aspergillaceae. The record is from the annotation of a GenBank genome assembly.